Sitophilus oryzae (rice weevil) is the source of this 1664-nucleotide messenger RNA. RefSeq lists its product as uncharacterized. Bases 240 to 899 code for a protein of 219 amino acids. The transcript is spliced from 3 exons. The record is from RefSeq and is a predicted model, not a curated record. Lineage: Eukaryota; Metazoa; Arthropoda; Insecta; Coleoptera; Curculionidae.
ACCCUGGUACUCACACACAUACACACAAACAGUACCGCCUGGGAUCGCCUUUAGUCGUUUUUGAUGUUCGAUGCGAUGCGCACGUGGAUCGGCACAACGCGCUUCAGUGAGAUCGUUUGACGGGGCAUAGAUACGCGUUUGAUACAAUUUCAGCGGAUUGACAAAAUUUUGGAGCUUUUGGAAGAAUAGAAGGGGUGUACUUUCGUUGAUAAGGAUAGGACUAAUAAUUAGGAAGAACUAUGAAGAAUAUAUGUGGGAAAUAUUUUAUGACUCUGGUAGUAUGGUUCUCGGCCUUGGAUCUCUGCCAGCCCAUCAUGGUGACUUUUGGUACCAGCAAGGGACCCAUUAUACCCAGACAGAUCGAUCCCAGCAAAAGAUUACAGCCAAAAACCAUCGUACCCAGAAGUCCAGCUCCAGUGCGCGAGUACCAGGAAGACGUACCAAACCCAAACUACUACAAGCCUGCAUUGCCUCACCAAUACAGAACCAAACUCUACUCAUUAAAACCCAACCCUAACCUCAUUCUAGGCACUCCUUUGGACCAAAGGUACACUCCAAGCUUACAGAAGUACGAUCUACAUAGAAAACAGUACUCCAGGAAUUUAGGAUUGGACUACACGGGUCCCCAUACGUUUGACGUCCAAGACUAUGAGAUUUACGAGUUGAAAAAGACUACUUUGCAACCAUCAACAAAGUACACUGACCAAGAACUUCAACAUAGGACCAAAGCAAAUCAAAAUACGAAAUACGUACCGGAAAUAGGGGUUGUAUAUUCUUCUGGUGUUAGAUACUAUGUUCCUCAAGUAGUUUAUUAUGAUUCUAAUGAAGCUGGAAAGGAUUCUAACUCAGUAUAUGAUCAGAACGAUGAGAAAUAUUACUUUUACAGAGGCCAGCAAUAGUUCAUAGAGAAAUAUUUGAGUUAAAUCCUCUAAAGAUCUAAAUUAUUGUAUUUUUUUGUAUAUUAUACCGUAUGUUCAGAAAAAGUCGGCGCCAGAGACGGCUGGGGAACGACAAUCGAUUAUAAAUUUGAUGAGGUCAAGCCCUAGACGUUUUUUUCUUGGUCCGUUUUUUUAUUGUUUUAUUUUCUAAUUGUGCUUACUGCCAGUUGUCUUUAACAAAGUUGUAAUUUAUUUAUAUAUUGAGAAAAAAUGUUUUUUAAAUGGUAUAGUUUAAAAUUAGAGAAAAAAAAUUGGAAAUAAAUUUGUGUGUCUAAAACAUUCUAUCCAUUUUUUUUCUUUCUAUAAUUAUUAGUGUUAAGGACGAUUCACCUCGCCAAAAUUAUCAUCGAUCGUCAUUCCCAGCCUUCUUUGACGCAAUUUUUUUUUUCGAUCAUACGGUACAAUUUUCAUGACAAAAAUAAUUAAGUGCCAAUGAAAUAUUCUAUGAUCAAUUGAAAAAAAAAUCAGAGUAGGUGUAGAAUUAAACACAGAAGUGAAAUGUUGUUUCUACGCCUACUAUGACAUCAUUUUUUUUAUCUAAUCAUACUGUAUUUUUUUUACUUGAUUAAUGUUUUACCAAUAAUUAUACCUUUCAAAAAUAACGCCUCUUUUUAGAAGUGAGUUAGCUGAUUUCUUCUGCCAUAUAAAAGCUAAAUUAUUUUAUUUUAAAUCUAUUUUAAGUGAUACAGUAGAAAAAAAAACCAUACAAAUUUAAUAAAAAUAAUA